Molecule: messenger RNA, 3310 nt
Organism: Dermatophagoides farinae (American house dust mite)
Lineage: Eukaryota; Metazoa; Arthropoda; Arachnida; Sarcoptiformes; Pyroglyphidae
Source: RefSeq, a predicted model, not a curated record
GUGAUGUCGCCACUUGUGUGUGUGUUUAGUGAUGAGUUUAUAUAGCGCUUUUACAUUGAAAAAAAAACAGGGGGCUUUUCGAUUUCGAAUGUGUGUUAUUUGUUUGGUCGAUAGAAUAAUUGAAAAUUUGUUUGAAACUUUUUUGGUAUUUUUGAUCAAUUAUCGAGAAUAUAAAUUCUGUUGCUGUUUUGAAUUUCGUUAUCGAUUGUUUCGAUCCAUGUGCAUCCUAUAUAUAUGUUUUAUGUCGCAAAAACAACAAUUAUCCAAUCCUGUUUUUUUUCUUCUAUCGAAAUUGUGCAAACCAAAUUUUGACCCGAAAUAAUGACCGAAAUAAAAACAAAUGUCAAUCAUUUAACGAUUGUAUCGCCAUCAACUACAGUAUCAACGGCAGUUGCCGAUAUGGUUGGUGCCGUUAUCAAUAAUGUUGCCGAAUCAUCCAUGAACGAUAUUAAUAAUGAUGAUGAUGAUGGUGAUGGUGUUAUUGGCCAAUUGGAACUGGAUCAUCAAUCACAAUUAUUACAAAAUUAUUCAUUCAAUUCUAAGAAACAAACGAAUGAAAUGGAAUCGGAUGAUGAUGAUGAUGAUGAAAUGAUGGUGGAUGAUUUCGAAUAUCCAUCCGAUUUUGAUCCAAAUGACUAUGAACCGAUUGAAUUUAGUAAAGAACAUAAACGUAAAUUAUUAUCAUUAUUAAACAUGAUUAUACCGGAUUUGAAUCCAUUGAAUUCAUUUAACUUAUCCACGAACCAUCAUAAAAAAUCAUCAAAAUCAAAAUUAUCAUCAUCAUCAUCAUCAUCAUCAUUGUUGAAUGAUUCAGCUCAAAAUGUUCUAGCACGUCUUACAUGUUUGAUACAAUUAUUCAAUGAUUAUUUUCGUCCACAAGAAAUAUGGCCAUUGUUAGGACGAUUACCACUCAGUUUACGUAUGGAUAAAUCAUCUAAAAGAUUAAAAUUUAUCGAAGAAUUGGAUUCAAAGAAAAUUCGUCAAUUGAAUAAUUAUUUUCGUUGUUGGCUUUAUCUAUUCUACACUUGUGAUGAAAUCAUUGAAUCAAUCGAUAUAAUGGAACAAUCAUCAUCAACGCCAUUGGAAAUGUUUACAAUGAUGAUAUUGAAUGUAUUCAAUCAUUUACGUGAUUCAUUACCACAAAUUAGACAAAUAUUCAUCGAUCAUUGGUUUCCAUUAGAAUCAUUUGAAAAACGUUUAGAAUGUUUUUUUCGUUAUGAUAAAAUCCAUCAGAUAAUCAUACAUCGAUUAGCACAUGAACGUUUAAUACAUACAUUGAUGAAUGAAAAAUAUUUAUUGGUAAAAAAACAACUUGAAUUGAAGACAAAAGAAAAUGAUCAAUUACAAUUGCAAUUAUCUCGUUUACAAUCGACCAAUAGUAAAAAUACAUUGAUACAAAAUAAUAAAUCACAGAUAAAUGAAAUGCAAACUGCCAUUCAACCAACAACAGCACCUCAAACAAAAAUCAAACCUCUGUCGUUUUCUUUUUCAUCGAUGUAUAAUAAUAAUAAUAAUCAAUCGGGUAAAUCAUUACUGCCUCAACAACAAUCAUCAUCAUUACAACCGAAAAGUCAAUUAAAAUCAAUUUUAUUGGCACAGCCCAGAUCACCUGUUCCAUCUAUAAUAACAUCGGAUAGUUGUUCCAAUAGUGCAUACAGUAGUAGUGGUUCCACAUCACCAACACAAUCAAUUUUGAAUUCUACAAAUUCCGAUAUAUCGAAUCGAAUCAAGGAUUCAAAACCGACAUCAUUGGAUUUGGCUAAAGCGGUUGCCAAUAAAAUUCAUCAAACAAGAUGUACUACUAAAGCAAAAGCUGAAUCUGCUUCUGCCGCUGCUGCUGCUGCUGCAUUAUCUAAUAAUAAUAAUAAAACAAAUGCUCCAGAUCCAGAAUACUCGAUUUUUGGACGACGAGGAAGACCACGUAAAUUUUCUUCACUUAACGAUUCGACUGAUGAAUGUAAAAAUCAAAAUAAAAAAGCUCGAAUAUCUGCACAGACAAAAGUUGACCAUCAACAGCCAAAUGAUCAAUUAAUGCAAUCGAUACGAUCUAGAUCAAGAUUUAAAAUGAAAAAUUCAUUACUCAAAAUAGAUUCUGCAGAAACGGUUAAUAAUAAAAAUUCACCAAAAUUGCCUCUAUCGUUGAAUGCCAUAUCACAGCAACAAACCGGACCAUUGAAACCGAUUGUCAAAAUGAAUUCAACAAUUGGAUCAAAAUCAUUACUCGAUACUACUAGUAGUAAUAAUAAUAGUAAAAAUAACAACAAUGAUAAUAGUAUCAAAUUAUAUGAAAAAUCAUCAAAAAGUUUAAUCAUCAAACCAUUGCAGGUAAAAACCGAAUCACCUACAAUGUCAUCAUUGACAACAUUUGAGGAAAAAUUUAAUAUCAAAAUACACGGGUCUAAUCAACCAUCAUCAUCAUCAUCAUCAUCAUCAUUGCCAGAAAUUAAUCUUGCUUUAUUUUAUUUUGUUGAUUCAUCCACAAAUCGUUUGAUAUGUCGAAUAUGUAGUGAAAAUCUUAAUGAUAUGGAUAAAUUCUUAAAACAUCUUGAUGAACAUGUUACAAAUAAUGAUGUUUUUCAAUGUGAAAUAUGUGCGAAAAUAUUUACAACCAAAUAUAAAUUAACACGUCAUUUACCUAUCCAUUCUGGUGAGAAACCAUUUAUAUGUCAAAAAUGUAAUCGUUGUUAUUCACGUCGUGAUAAAUUAAGUGAACAUAUCAAAGCAGUACAUUCGGAGAAACCAUUUGUGAAGAAUCGAAUUAUUCCUACUGUUUCAUCUAAUGAACAAGAUACAAAACCACAAUCAUUGAAAACAUAUGGAACAACAACAAAUGGUACAACAACAACAACAACAACAAAUCAUAUUGAUGAUGAUGAUAAAUCAUCUAACAAUGGAAAUGAUGUUUUAUCAUCUAACUGUACAACGACACUAAGUAAUGGUAAUGGCAAUGGCAAUACUACUUGUAAUUUGAAUAAUUCAUCUAAUGAUAAAUGUAUGGCCACAAAUAAUGAUAGUAGUAAACAAUCAUCAUCAGCAUUAAAAAUUGAAGAAAUUUUAAUCAACGAUGAUAGUAGUAAUUUGGAUAAUUCUGAAUUUGAACCAAUUGGUGAUAAUUGUAAUAAUGCUAAUGAUUAUGGUGAUGUUGAUGUUGAUGACGAUGCUGAUGAUGAUGAUGAUGACCAGAAACAAGAUCAAGAUUUAGAUAUAAAAUCUAAAAUUGAAAUUGCAGAACUAGAUUGAUUGAUAUCAUCAUCAUCAUCAUCUUAUAAUAUAUAAAUAUAAACAGAUUAUAAUUUUGUAAUUUCUAUGC